Molecule: messenger RNA, 527 nt
Organism: Dinoponera quadriceps
Lineage: Eukaryota; Metazoa; Arthropoda; Insecta; Hymenoptera; Formicidae
Exons: 5
Coding region: 44-442 (132 amino acids)
Source: RefSeq, a predicted model, not a curated record
CGCUACGUUUGAUAUUUCUUGAGACAUUUCUGAAGAACUUAAAAUGAAGACUUUGACGAUUAUGUGUCAUAUUAUGUGCAUAUUGGCCAUUACAACAGCGGUUUACGGUCUAAACAAAGCGCGAUUACGAAUGUUUAACGACAACAUAGCGAAGUGCAAAGAAGAGAUAGGCGGCACAGCGACUGAACUCACGGUCGAACCAGUUAUAUGUGCGAUAGAAAAGGAUGGCAAGAUCCUUAACUCUAAAGGUGAAUAUAUAAAGGAUGCAACAAUGCAGGUAUUGGAAGAUGGUAUUUCUAACGCAAACACAUUGGAAAAAGCACAAGGGAUGUUCACCAAAUGUUACGAUGAUGGGGUCCAAAGUGGAUCCACCGGUUGGGAACAGACUAUCAAAAUUGGCAAUUGCUCCAUGCCGAUUCUGUCUCUCUUUGACAAGCUAUAGUGAAAGCAACUUGCAUUACCAGGUGUAGAAGUAUGGAACCGGAAUUUUUUGUAAAAAUUACACGUCUGUUGUUUGAAAAAAAUAA